UUUUACUCUUGUCCUGUUGAAAUUGAAACCCUUUGUUCCUGUUGGUUCUACUGAUAUUUUUUUGAAUGCUGCUCGCUGAAAUGCCCUGUGGUAUUGGCCAUUCUAAGAUCUACCAAGAGUCGACUCCCUUGAAUGCAGGAUUGGAAUGGUUUUCUUAAAUAUUUUGGUCAUGGGCAUAUGGUCAUAGAUUUUGUAGCAAAGUAUGGUUGAUUACCUUUGCUGCUACACAAUGCUGGCAGCAAUGCCCUCCUACUUAUUAGCCCACAUCCCUCCAGCUUACCAACGCAAAGGAAAAAGUUAUAACGAACCAUUUUACAAACUAAUUUUUUUGCGUGCGCUUUUGGUACUGGCUUGAUGACGCUCCUGUAUGUGUAAGAACCGCUGGCUACCAGGGCCUCACUUCGUAUAGUAAUGCAGGGAUGUUCCCUAAUCUUAGGAGCCAGCUUAAAAAUCAGAAUCACCUGCCACUGAACCACAUCCCUCCUUUUACCUCAGCCAGCAAAUUAGAUAAACGACUUGCCUUAUUUUGUUCACCUCCUUUCUUCCUCAUGCUAAGCCUUUAAACAUUGCUGGGAGGAGGAAAUUAUUUAAGUGAAGGGCCUGAUCAUGAUGGAAAUCGUCCGCAUGUUCUUAGCUCUCUGUACCUUCUUCCAUGUAGAAUGCCCCAGCAUGGGCACGAUGUACCAUAACUUAGCUAAUCAUACACCACUGUGGUUAUGGUACAUAAGCUGAGAUAAUCGGAAGGGGUGCUUGCUCUGCCGCUAACUGUUGUGUGGUGUAAGUCCACUAAGAGUGGCUUCUAUUGAAGACAGCUGGUUGGUUGAUAUUUCACAUGGAUCAUGUUUUUCCCCUAUGUAUUUUAUUUUAGUUUUGUUUAUGAGGUCAUCAUAGAAACUGCAACGACUCAUUCUGCUCCCUCCUGUCGAAGGCAGGAUUUCAAAUUAGAGGAACAUGUGGCAACCACAAUCACCGAUGAAGUUAACUGGUGAACGUCCCAAUGGUAACAAAGAGAUAACAGAACCACAAAAUGCUGCCACGUGGCAGAUAGGGUUCCAUGCCACUUCAUCUCUCCACCCUUCCUGACACACUAUUUCCACAAGCCUUCUCCGCAAUUAACACCAGCAUACUGCUUGGAGUACGAGCCACAUCCUCUGGUUCUCUCUCAAACUCUAGCCUCUCGUUGCUUUACACUAAGGGGAAAAUAAAUGGCAACGUCAGCCACGCUCUCCGGUGCCGUCAUGAGCACCUCCUUUGCCCGUAGGCAGCCGGUGGCAACGAGCCUCCGGUCACUUCCCAAUGUGGGUCAGGCUCUGUUCGGUGUGAAGGUGGGUCGGGGCCGCGUAACGGCAAUGGCUGUUCACAAGGUCAAGCUACUCACGCCAGAGGGACCAAAAGAGUUCGAUUGCUCAGAUGACGUUUACAUCCUCGACCAGGCGGAGGAGGAAGGCCUCGACCUCCCUUACUCGUGCCGUGCGGGUUCUUGCUCUUCCUGUGCUGGGAAAAUCGUGGGAGGCAGUGUUGAUCAAUCAGAUGGGAGCUUCCUGGACGAUGAGCAGAUGGCUGAAGGAUGGGUUCUCACUUGCGUUGCUUAUCCAACUUCCGGUGUUGUUAUUGAGACCCACAAGGAGGAGGAGCUCACUGCCUGAUUUCACCGCAUGCAGCGCCUGCUUCUUGAACGUUUUCAGUGAUGAGUAAUAUUGCACGUUUGAAUGAAUGAUUAGUACAAUGUUUUUUGUUUCUUGUAAUCAGAAAUGAUAUUAUUGUACUUAUCUAAUUUAUUUAUGGAUAUUCAUGCUUGCAAGA
Messenger RNA from Malania oleifera, 1803 nucleotides. RefSeq names its product ferredoxin-A. Gene Ontology annotation, molecular function: 2 iron, 2 sulfur cluster binding; electron transfer activity. Lineage: Eukaryota; Viridiplantae; Streptophyta; Magnoliopsida; Santalales; Ximeniaceae. The record is from RefSeq and is a predicted model, not a curated record. Bases 1206 to 1646 code for a protein of 146 amino acids. Gene Ontology annotation, cellular component: chloroplast. The transcript has a single exon. Gene Ontology annotation, biological process: electron transport chain.